AUGCACACGCUGAAUCACUUGUUCAAGCCAUUUGUAACCAGUAGCUUCCUGCUAAAAGAUCCCUUGUCUAAACUUGGCAUGGCUCAUGCUUUUGAUGCUUCAAAAGCCAAUUUCAGUGGCAUAUCAGGGGUGAAUGACCUGGUUAUAUCUGCCGUUGUCCACAAGGCUUUUGUUAAGGUCAACGAGGAAGGGACGGAGGCGGCUGCUGCUACUGCAGUUGUUAUGGUGAAGCGUCUUUGCAAGCCCAUGCCACCUCAUGCGGUCAAUGUCAACCACCCAUUUUUAUUUGUCAUCAGGGAUCAUCGGGCCAAUGGAAAUAUUUUGUUUUUGGGCCAAGUUUCAGAUCCUGAUCUCAAGUAA
Messenger RNA from Physella acuta, 360 nucleotides. RefSeq names its product leukocyte elastase inhibitor-like. NCBI's taxonomy places the organism in Eukaryota, Metazoa, Mollusca, Gastropoda, Physidae. Gene Ontology annotation, molecular function: serine-type endopeptidase inhibitor activity. The record is from RefSeq and is a predicted model, not a curated record. Gene Ontology annotation, biological process: negative regulation of endopeptidase activity.